Molecule: messenger RNA, 2601 nt
Organism: Drosophila subobscura
Lineage: Eukaryota; Metazoa; Arthropoda; Insecta; Diptera; Drosophilidae
Gene: Hrb98DE
Product: heterogeneous nuclear ribonucleoprotein A1
Exons: 6
Coding region: 107-1198 (363 amino acids)
Molecular function (GO): RNA binding
Source: RefSeq, a predicted model, not a curated record
GUUGGCCACACUUUUCCAAUUUUUUCAACGACGCGAAGGCUGUGCCUGUGAAUUUUUGUUCAAAUAAAUAUAAAAUUAAAGCAUAUUGAGCAUUGAAAAUAGUGAAAUGGGCGGCCAUAACGAUAAUCAGAACGGAAACUCCAACGGCCACGAUGAUGAUAUCACCGAGCCGGAGCAUAUGCGUAAACUGUUCAUUGGUGGUCUGGACUACCGCACCACCGAUGAUAACUUGAAGGCGCAUUUUGAGAAAUGGGGCCAAAUUGUCGAUGUGGUGGUCAUGAAGGAUCCACGUACCAAGCGCUCGCGUGGAUUUGGCUUCAUCACCUAUUCUCACUCUUCCAUGAUUGACGAGGCCCAGAAGGCUCGUCCCCACAAGAUUGAUGGACGCGUUGUUGAGCCUAAGCGCGCCGUGCCACGCCAAGAUAUUGACUCGCCAAAUGCUGGGGCCACUGUGAAAAAGCUGUUUGUCGGCGCCCUCAAGGACGACCAUGAUGAGCAGAGUCUGCGCGACUACUUCCAGCACUUUGGCAGCAUUGUGGACAUCAAUAUUGUCAUGGACAAGGAGACUGGCAAGAAGCGUGGCUUUGCCUUCGUUGAAUUCGAUGACUACGAUCCAGUGGACAAAGUUGUGUUGCAAAAGCAACAUCAGCUGAAUGGCAAAAUGGUGGACGUGAAGAAGGCCUUGCCCAAGCAGAACGAAAUGGGUGGAGGCGGCGGCGGUGGUGGUGGUCGCGGCCAGGGUGGUCGUGGCGGUGGAAACCGUGGAUCCAACAUGGGCGGCGGUGGCGGCAGCUAUGGCAAUCAGAAUGGCGGCGGUAAUUGGAAUGGCGGCGGUAAUUGGGGAAAUAACCGUGGAGGCAAUGAUAACUGGGGCGGAAACAACAACUUCGGUGGCGGCUACGGCGGUGGUGGCGGCAACAAUGGCUGGGGCAACAACAUGGGUCCCUGGGAUAAUGGCAAUGGCGGCAGCAACUUUGGUGGAGGUUCCAAUUGGGGCAACGGUGGGGGCAAUGAUUUCGGCGGGUACCAACAGAGCUACAGCGGCGGUCCCCAGCGCGGCGGCAACUUCAACAACAACCGCAUGCAGCCCUACCAAGGAGGCAACUUUGGCAACAAAGCAGGCGGUGGCAACCAAGGCAACUAUGGCGGCAACAAUCAGGGCUUCAAUAGCGGUGGCGGCAACAGCCGCAGAUAUUGAGGGAGAAUACCAGACGAGGUGAUAAAUUAGAAGUCGCUCAGUAUAAACCCAAAAGUCACAGUCAAGUAAACGAUACGCAAUUCAAUGAGUAUGAAGAAGUAUGAAGAAGUUUUCCGAGCACCACAAACCAUACCAAAACAUGACAGAGAAGAGAAGAGAGUAAUCAGGAUCAGUGCAGAGCAGAGAAGUGCAGAGGAAAGGAAAGGAGUGGAAAGGAGAGCAGAAGAAGAGAAGUGCAGACAGACAGAGAAAAGAAUAAGAUGAGAAUGAGAGAUCAGUGCAGCAGUGCAGCAGUACAAGUACAGAGCAGAGCAGCCGUGUGUGUGCAUCGAUCAGAGGGCACAGAUUGAAUAUCAGACAAAGCUUUAUUCAUAGAGAGUCGAGUCGAGUCGCACACACACAGCAUGCACACACACAACAAGCAGAAGUACACGUACACAGCAGCUGGCCAGGAUUCGAUUCAAUUCGAUUCACUAAUGCUUAUUGCACUUGAUGAUUGAUUACCCCUUCUGUGAGACGCAUCAAAAACAAUCCAAUACCCAUAGAAAUAUAUACUUAAAAUUCAAACUAUUUGUAGAAACAACAACAAAAACAACAACCAGUAUAAGUAACAUUGUAAAUUAGAGCAAACGCGCGCCUUACGAGCGAACAUUUGUAUAUCCAAUCCACACAAUUUUUACCAUCUUUUUACCACCAUCUUUUACCUUGUUACCGACCCUAUAAAUGCAAUCAGCCAUGUAAAACUUCAAGGCGGCAGCCGAGAGGCCACACUUUAUUUGUACAUUUUAGAGUAUGUAGCAAGCGCGGCCCCCAUGCAGCAAUUGGGCUGUGGGCGUGGGCGUGGGCUGCCGCCAACAAUUUCUGAUAAUCAGUGCGCAGAAACACACAAACUUAUGAAAAUAUGUAUUACAUUUUACGACUUUCACUAGGCUUAAGUUGUCAUAAUCUUAAAAGAGUAGAGUGUGCGGUGCGGCGGUAAUGGCAAUGGCAAUCCAUCCUUCAGCUGCCUGCCUGCCAGCCGCAUGCUGCCUUAGCGUUAAUUUACGUGUACGAUUACGAGUACCAAACAUUCAAGUUCUAUGCGAACUGCUGCUGAGCUCUGAACCGAACCGAACCCAACCCUAAUCGUGUGGAGGAAUCUUAGCUUUCUUGUACGUACAAUUAUAAGUGACGACAUGGAACUAACUUAUCUCCAAUGUUUAGUUUUAAUCAAGCAACAAUUAAAUGUAAUCUACCUUUUAGCAAUCAGUCUGUAUGCAGUUGUCGUCUGAGGUCAGCGCAAUUAUUAUUAACGAAAUUUUACACAUUAAUGUAGCGAAAUACAAGAUUCGAAAAUACAUAAGAUAUAUACAGCAAAUGAAUGAUGUAAAUUCGACAAAAACAAAUUCCAAAAAAAAGAAAAA